Molecule: messenger RNA, 1644 nt
Organism: Aureobasidium pullulans EXF-150
Lineage: Eukaryota; Fungi; Ascomycota; Dothideomycetes; Dothideales; Saccotheciaceae
Product: MFS general substrate transporter
Exons: 8
Coding region: 1-1644 (547 amino acids)
Biological process (GO): transmembrane transport
Molecular function (GO): transmembrane transporter activity
Source: RefSeq, a predicted model, not a curated record
AUGAUUCCAGCAGAGAAAUCGUCUUUCCCAGACGCCCAGCCUACUAAUCUCAUUACACACGAUGUUGAGUCCCUUGCAAGUCCCGCUUCAGAAUCACCAAGCGAGCUACCUGAGACUCGAAAGCUCAAAGGACUCAAGUGGUUACUCGUUGUGCUGAGCAUCUUGUCAAGCGUAUUGCUUUAUGCUUUGGACAACACCAUCACCGCCGAUGUCAUCCCUGUCAUUGUGAAAGACAUGGGAGGAGUUGACAAGUUGCCAUGGCUCUCAGUUUCUUUCAUGAUCGGAGGUGUGAGUUUUGUACUCCCCUUCGGCAGCAUGUACGCCAUGUUUGAUGCAAAGAAGAUGUACAUUGUUUGCAUUGUUCUCUUCUCGAUCGGUUCAGCUCUGUGUGGUGCAGCACCGAACGUCAACGCUUUCAUUGUGGGUCGUGUCAUCGCUGGCGUUGGCGGUAUCGGGAUAUACCUGGGCGUUAUGACAUUGCUGUCAUGCAACACUACCGGAAAGGAGAGGCCGAUGUAUUUGGGGCUCGUUGGUCUCAUCUUCGGUGUCGGCAACGUGAUCGGUCCUCUCAUUGGCGGCGCAUUUGCUGAUUCGAGCGCAACAUGGCGAUGGGGUUUCUACAUCAAUCUUUGUUUGAUCGGCCUACUGAGUCCAGUCUAUCUCUUCCUCAUCCCAAGCUAUAGGCCUCAACCUACACGAACCAUUCUCGCCCGAUUCGCACAGGUCGACGCCCUUGGUACAAUUCUCAGCAUCGGAUGUCUUGUCUGCCUAGUCAUGGGAAUCAACUUCGGAGGCACCCUCUAUGCCUGGAAGAGUGCAUCAAUCAUUGUGCCGUUCGUCCUCGCUGGGGCUCUGUUGGUAGCAUUCAUUCUCCAACAACGAGCAGCACUUCUCACCACCAAGGCAUCCCGGCUAUUCCCAGCCACGCUUCUCCGAAACCAAGAAACGAUCUUGUUGUUUGUCUUGACAGCGACCUUCAACUCAGCCGGUUUUGUCCCCAUCUACUACAUCCCGAUGUAUUUUCAAUUCACAAGAGGCGACUCGCCGCUAGAGGCUGGCGUGCGUUUGCUCCCACUCAUCAUCACAAUCACAUUCAUGAUCAUGGUAAACGGCAGUUACCUGUCAAAAGGUGGAUACUAUAUGCCAUGGUUCUUGGUCGGUAGCAUGCUCGUGCUGGUCGCGGGUGUUCUCUUCUCACUUAUUGAUGUCAACACAUCUACGGCACACAUCUACGGAUACUCUGUCCUCCUCGGCAUUGGAUCUGGAUGUGGAAUGCAGUCUGGGUUUUCCGUCAUCCAGACAAUCACAAACCCUGAACUUGUGUCAUCGGGUAUUGCUUUCAUCAUGAUCGCUCAAUUGCUUAGUGUCUCCCUCGCCUUGUCGAUCUGUGGCUCACUGUUCGUAAACACCGCCCUCGAGAGCCUGCAAUCGUUGCUCGUUAGUCAUUCAAAGUCAGAACUUCAAGGAGCUUUACUUGGUCUCAGUGGAGAGUUUUUGGCUUCCCUUGAUCCCACGCAACGUGCUGAGACCCUCAACAUCAUCGUUCAAUCAAUGGCGAAAGUAUUCGUCCCCGUCUAUGUCGCUGCUGCUGUCGGUAUUGGGGCUUCGCUUGGUCUAAGAGUAUGUCUUGUAGAUUCCUCGUAA